GCUCCGAGAGAUCCAAUUUGAGAGAACCUCGCAACGGGUCCUGUUCGCCUGAGUUUCGGGUCGGCCAACGAGUGCACUACUCUGGUGACUCCCACCGGACCGGCAGCGUGAAAUAUAUCGGGCCAGUGGAAGGUUACACGGGAACGUGGAUCGGAGUUGAUUGGGACGACGGGAACGGCAAACACGAUGGCUGCCAUAACGGGCUGCGAUACUUCGAAGCUUCCAGCAGUACAUCGGCAUCGUUUGUACGGCCGAACAAUCUCAGUGCCGGCAUUUCACUCUUGCACGCCGUCGAGCUCCGGUAUGGCACGGCUUCUAGUAAAGAAGAUGAAGACGAGAUGUAUGUUUUCUCUGCAAGCAACAAGCGAGUAACGGUCCAGCUUCUCGGUAAAGAAGAAAUUCAGAAUAAACUGAGUCAUUUUGAGGAAUUGAAAAGUGCAUCAUUGUCAUAUCUAGGAGUUGGCUAUGCUGGAGAUCCACACCACAUUACUACAACUAUACCUAAUGUGAAGGAGCUUGUUUUGACUGGAAACCUGCUCUCUGAGUGGGAGGAUGUUGGUGUAAUCUGCACAGCGUUAAAUGCUCUUGAAGUUCUGAACCUAUCCCGCAACAUUAUGUCACAUGAUAUAUGUGGAAUGCCCAUGUUAAAUGCUAUACGAGUUUUAGUUUUGAACCAUACUGGAAUCAGCUGGAAGCAUGUUGAGAUUCUUAAAGAUUCCCUUCCUAUGAUAAAAGAGUUACAUUUGGUUGGGAAUAAAUUGAAAGAAAUAAUGCCAUCAUCUUCAGCUUUUGUUCAGGGGUUCAAGUUUCUUCAUCUCCUUAAUCUGGAUUGUAACUGUAUAGAUUCGUGGGGUGAAAUUUUGAAGCUUUCACAACUUGAAAGUUUGGAGCAGCUUUUUUUGAAUCACAAUAAUAUAAGCUGCAUCUGGUACCCUGAUAAUGUCACUAUGUAUGAAACCCUGAAUGUUGAUGAAUGUAUUGCCGAAAGCUCUAGGCCUUUCAAGAAUCUGCAUUCCCUUCUUCUUGGUAACAACAACAUUAAAGACCUGGAAUCCGUUGAUUCACUGAAUAGUUUCCCGGAUUUGUUGGACGUCAGACUUUCAGAGAAUCCAGUAGCAGAUCCAGAAAAGUGUGGCAUGCCCCGAUAUGUUUUGGUUGCACGUCUAGCAGGUGUAAAAAUAUUAAAUGGAAGCGAGGUUAGUACUCGGGAACGGAAGGAAUCAGAGAUUCGGUAUGUCCGAUUGGUCAUGUCUAAGAGUAGGGAAUUUCCACAAGAAAUUGAGCGACUUCACCCAAGAUUUGCUGAGCUUAAAAGAUACCAUGGAAUAGAGGAUGAAAAACUGCAGAGUGGACCAACUGGGCCCCAGAAAAUGGCAGCAGGACUUAUUUCAAUUACCAUGAGGUGUGUUGGAGCAUCAAUCUGUGAAAAGCCCCCACUUACGAAGAAGUUGCCCGCAACAACCACGGUUGGGAAGCUGAAGAACCUAUGUGAGAGUUUCUUCAACCUAAGAUCUAUCAAGCCCAAAUUAUUUCUUCAUGAAGUGGGGGCGCCAUUGCCAACAUUGCUAGAUGAUGACACGGCAAAUUUGAAUGAUGCUGGAUUUGGAAAUGAGUCGGUCGUUCUUAUCGAUGAAGAGUAAUGGUGAUGAUCAUUAUCUCAAAACUAGAAAGAAUCAGAACAUCUCAGACUGGUUUCAUAGAGCUUUCUACUCAAAAUUCUGGUUUAGUUAUGUCUGUGUGCGUGACUGCGUGUGAACCUAAACUCGGAAAACAUAAAAAAGCUAAGGACUAAAACAACAUCCCAGCCAAUCAAGAUCAAGCUGAGGGCUAAAAUCCUGGCCCCUCAUCCUGCAAAUUUGCAAAAAUUUAAAAUGAGAAUUACGGCUAAGGGCUCUGCUUUUUAACGGUGAGAACAACUUUCUUCGAUUCUUCUAGAUGGAGCAAUUCUAGGCCUGCUGUUCCGCUCCACAACUGGUGGCUUCUAAUCUCUCUCAUUAUUAAGGAUUCUACCCAUUUCCUUCUUUCUUCUAUUUUUGGAAUCACUCCUGUCAAAGGUAAGUUUUCUUGUGGUUAGUACAGAGUGUGUAUAUUACAGUUUGGUGAGUUUGCUCGAUGCCUAUCUUGUGAUUAAUACAAAGUGUGUAUUACAGUUUGGUGAGUUUGCUCGAUGCCUAAUUUUGUAGUUUUUUACAUCAUUAAGAUUUAGCAAAAUUGGAUACGAAGUGGGUACGAUAUAUACAAAAUGGGAUGCAAAUUGAAAAAGAAAUUGGGGCUUUGAAUAUAUAAUUCACUAUGAAGGAUGUUUACAUUAGGAUUAGAAAUUAGUUAUUUAAGAGCAUUUGGGAAACAGUUAUCCAUGGAUAAACCGAUUUCCCAUUGGGGCGGGUAUGGUUCAAAUAAAAUUACCCGAGCGGGUAAUGAGGCAGUUUUGGGGUAAACAUUUAUCCAACCGAGCGAUUUCGAUUUUAUGUGUACCCGUCCUCGAUCCGUCCCGUUGCCAUCCCUACUCAUAAGGGCAUCUCCAUCCAUAGAAUUAUUUAGAGAUUAUUUUGAUGAUAUCAAAUUCUAAAGUUGGAUUAUUUAAAGAUUAUUUCCAACUUUUAGACAUAGGAUGUUUUUACUUGGAUUGUAAUUUGCUGGUCUGGUCUGAUCUGGUCUGUACUGGUUUGGUCUGGUUUCUUUGUAUUUUUAUAACUAUCCAAGUCUGGUCUGAACUGAGCUGGUCUGGUCUGGUCUGGAACGAAUUAUAGUCCAAGUAAAAACAUCCAUACUCAUAAAUAAGGUGAUGACUAGGUGCAUGGGCUUACUCCAAAUGACUAAGGAUGUUUUUACUUGGACUGUAAUUUGCUGGUCUGGUCUGUUUUGGUCUGGUAUGGUCUGUUUUGGUCUGGUCUGAAAUUUUAUUUUUAUAUUUUUUACAUAAAGAUUUUAUUUUUUAUUUAUAUUAU
Cuscuta europaea is the source of this 2948-nucleotide messenger RNA. NCBI's taxonomy places the organism in Eukaryota, Viridiplantae, Streptophyta, Magnoliopsida, Solanales, Convolvulaceae. The record is from the annotation of a GenBank genome assembly.